AUGACCAAAAGGAAACGGACAUCGGCCGAGAAUACAUCGGAUGCCUUGCCGGACUCGGGCGAUCUACAUGGGAAGGACCUAAGCGUGAUGGAUGUCCUGCCGGGGAUCACCCGCAAAAUCACAGCCUGUGGAGCCUGUAGGAAGCAAAAGAUCAAAUGUGACAUGUCCGAGGGCCCACCUUGUACUCGAUGCCGGCGUCGAGGACUAUCGUGUGUUUUGAACAAGAGCCUUCAGUCAUUGGUGGAAGAAGUGAAGAAUACAGAUAUCCUGCAACGCGACAUCCGAAAUGUCCACGAAGCUUUAAUCAAUAUCUGCCAACAUCUUAGCUUGCCUCAACCAAAGCCGUUGGAAUCGACCAUUGCAGAGCCGCGGGUUCAAAGCAAAGCUGAUGUGAAUGAAGAGCUAGAACGAGACACGGAAGAUCUUGACGGCUGCGAGAUCUCGCCGCCCGAUACCCCGUCUGCAGUGCAAGCUCCAAUCGAUACGUAUCUGGACAUUGCGAAACUCGGUAGCCCUGGAUCUUCCGAGCACACGCCCGGUAGCACCACCCGACCACGGGCCCACCACCCGCCCCAGGAUUUAGUGGCCAAAGGGAUUAUCGAUUUGAAUGUAAGAGAAUCUCUCGUCGAGCGGUACUUUACAAAACUGGAUCCCUACCUGUAUGGAAUCUGCAGCGGGUACCAGAGCUUGCAGCAACUACGGACCACAUCACCUUUGUUAUUUGCGGCCAUUUGUACAGUUUCAGCACUACAGGACCCACAUGGUCAGUCGGUGUACGAAGCGUGCAAUCGAGAAUUUCGUCGACUUAUGUCCCGAUCGGUGUUUGAAAAGCAUGAUCUAGAAUAUGUACGAGCCUUGUGCAUCAGCUCCUUCUGGCUUUCUGAUGCGUCAAGAAUCCUAUCUAGUGAUGCCGUCCGGCGCGCAGCUGAUAUGAGGUUACACCGUAGCUUCAAUCAUCUAUCAAGCUCGGUGGACCCCAAGCUACUAGCCAGCCCGGGUGGCCAACCCCCUGGGCCAACUGAAGUAUCGGCCAUGAAGGACAAAGUACGACUGUGGUACCUAAUAUUCAUCUCCGACCAACAUCUCUCUAUUCUCCACAAUUGGGAUCCUCUAUUGCGGAGCGACAAAGAGAUUGCUCUGAACUGGGAAAGCUUCUUAACUAGAGACGACACAACGGACUCCGACGUUCGGCUUAUCUCGCAGGUCGCGCUCUUGGUGAUCAUGAGCCAAGUGCGCGAUUUGCUUGGAUCAGACCAAGAAACCCGCGUACCCCAAUCGCUUGCAAACCAAAUCAUUCACUAUUCACGUCAGCUUGACCGGUGGUUCAACCGGUUCUCCGCCAUAUUCAAGCCCGACCCUUACAUCGGCGACUUUCCCAAACGGGGUCUACAGUUGCACUACCACUUCGGAAAAUUGUACCUGGGACACCAGGUGUUUAAGGGACUCAACGGAGAAGCCAUCCCGCCGCAUUUCAUCACGGCAGCAGGCAUGGCCCACGAAGCUGCGGUGGCAAUUUUCGAGAUGAUCCUGCACGAGGAGCAACUUCGCCACAGCCUGGUCGGCAUGCCGCACUACUUCCACAUCAUGAUUGCCUUUGCCGGGCAUUUCCUGCUGGAAGCGACGAAGAACUACCACGCGCAGCUCUCGAUUUCGCCCGCGCAGGACUGCGAGCUUAUCCGGAAGGUCCUGGAGCUUUUCCAGGAUACGCCGAGCAUCCACCAGCAUCCGAUUUGUCGAAUGACGCCUGGGCUGACCCGGAAGCUCCACGAAUGUGUGGGUUCGCUGCAACGAGAGGGCGGGCACCUAGUUCCCUCACUACCGGGGUCGACCCACCCCAUGGACUACCAGACGCCACAUCUUCAGGGCCAAAUCCAUCCAGCCCCUGGACCCUUUUCAUUUCCAGGGGAGACACUGGUGACUCCUGUGGAUGACUUUUUGCUAGCUGAUUUCGGAGAGUUUACGUUUCCGGGCAUGAUGUCAAACGGGAUGACUUAG
Molecule: messenger RNA, 1995 nt
Organism: Penicillium chermesinum
Lineage: Eukaryota; Fungi; Ascomycota; Eurotiomycetes; Eurotiales; Aspergillaceae
Product: Zn(II)2Cys6 transcription factor
Exons: 3
Coding region: 1-1995 (664 amino acids)
Biological process (GO): regulation of DNA-templated transcription
Cellular component (GO): nucleus
Molecular function (GO): transcription cis-regulatory region binding; zinc ion binding; DNA-binding transcription factor activity, RNA polymerase II-specific
Source: RefSeq, a predicted model, not a curated record